Molecule: messenger RNA, 1101 nt
Organism: Ruditapes philippinarum (Manila clam)
Lineage: Eukaryota; Metazoa; Mollusca; Bivalvia; Venerida; Veneridae
Exons: 1
Coding region: 1-1101 (366 amino acids)
Source: RefSeq, a predicted model, not a curated record
AUGUGUGUGCAUCUCUUUGGUGCGGCCUCUUCACCUGGGUGUGCUAAUUUUGGACUGAAGCAGAUUGCUUCAGAUUAUGAAGGGGAAUUUGGUUCUGACAUAGCAAAUUUUGUAAGGCGCGACUUUUAUGUAGAUGAUGGGUUAACAUCAUUGCCUUCAGACAAGGAAGCUAUGAGUCUUAUAAGUAGAUGCACUGAAAUGUUAAAAAAGGGUGGACUGCGAUUACAUAAGUUCCUCUCUAAUUCUAAAAGUCUUCUGCAGCAUGUUGCUCCUGAAGACAGAGCCAAAGGGUUUACAGAUAUUGAUCUUCUGACUGAUAAUCUUCCUUUAGAAAGGGCACUGGGGGUUCAGUGGAGUAUAGAGUCUGAUUGUUUCCAGUUCCGCAUUACAUUGUCAGAUAAACCUUUUACAAGGCGUGGUAUUUUAGCAACUGUAAAUUCUGUUUAUGAUCCUCUAGGAUUUAUCAGUCCUGUUGUGUUAGUGGGAAAACAAAUCCUUCAGAGCCUUUGUUCAGAUCAAGUAGAUUGGGAUAGUCCAAUACCAGACACUUUAAGAUCUAAGUGGGAACGAUGGAGGUCUGAACUUGCGGGUUUAAGAAAUUUAGAAGUUAAAAGGUGCUUUAAGCCUGAAGAUUUUGGUACUGUAGUUGUGACAGAAUUACACCACUUUUCAGAUGCUUGUGUACAUGGCUAUGGCCAGUGUUCCUAUUUAAGACUAGUCAAUGACAAACAACAAGUACACUGUUCUCUUGUUAUAGCAAAGUCUAGGGUUGCUCCUUUAAAGAUUAUUACUAUUCCCAGACUUGAGUUGACUACUGCUGUUGUUUCUGUUAAGGUUAGUAGCUUGUUACAACGAGAACUAGACUUGAACAAUGCUGUAGAUUACUACUGGACAGAUAGUAAGGUUGUUUUGGGUUAUAUAGCAAAUGAUUCUCGUCGUUUUCAUGUAUAUGUAGCUAAUCGUGUGCAGCAAAUCCAUAAUCACUCUGAUGUUUCUAAAUGGAACUAUGUGAAUACGAAAGAGAAUCCGGCAGACAUGGCAUCUCGAGGUGUUUCUGUAUCGUCCCUUGUAAACAGUGCUACUUGGUUCUUCUGGUCCUGA